Messenger RNA from Trichomonas vaginalis G3, 1671 nucleotides. Its product is annotated as cysteine S-palmitoyltransferase protein. Lineage: Eukaryota; Parabasalia; Trichomonadida; Trichomonadidae. Gene Ontology annotation, molecular function: protein-cysteine S-palmitoyltransferase activity. The transcript has a single exon. Gene Ontology annotation, biological process: peptidyl-L-cysteine S-palmitoylation; protein targeting to membrane. The coding region runs from base 1 to 1671 and encodes 556 amino acids. The record is from RefSeq and is a predicted model, not a curated record. Gene Ontology annotation, cellular component: endoplasmic reticulum; Golgi apparatus.
AUGGGGGCGCGAGAAUACGCGGGAAAAUGGAUCUACCUUGAGGGGAAGAAGGUCCAAGUACCGCUAUUAAGCAAGUGGGAGGAAAAAUGCAACUGCUGUUGUUGUCGUGUUGCAUAUUUCCCAUCUAUUAACAGUUUUUUUUGUAACCAAUGGGAGUGCCAUUGUGCAUAUCCACUUCUCGUUAUAUUAUUAGUGUACGUAUCAUUCGGAUUCGGACUUUAUUGCCUUUAUGAUCUGCUAGAUGAUCUCCCUCAAUAUAUUGCAAUGGCAGUUUUUGCGUUUUUCUUUUUAAUGUGGAAUUUAUCAUACUAUUGCACAAUGUGCAGAUCACCUGGUUACCUACCAUGGUAUUGGUCUGUUGAACAAGGCACUCAAUACACUUGGGAAGAACAUAUGGAUGGUGUUAUUACGACGGAAUCGCAAUAUAACUUUGCAAAUGAUCAUGAAAAACCUGAAAGAGGCAGUUUGACAAAGCAAGGACGUAGACUUAUAUUACGAGCAGAUCAUAUUUGUCCAUGGAUAGCAAAUUGGGUAGGUUUAAAGAACUAUCGAUAUUUCUUUACGAAAUUACUUUGGACGAUCAUACUAUUCCUUGAAUGGUUUGCGAUUUUCGGUUAUUUGAUUUACAAUCUCGUUAAAAACGGAUUUAAAGUACGAGUUUCUACAAUAGGAAUGCUUGCUUGUGCAUUACCUAUUGUUUUAUUCUUCAUUUUCUUCAUGAUAGUCUUCUGCAGACACAUUAAAUAUCUUUGUAGAAACACAACAACUUUGCAAGAACUUAGAGCUGAGAAGAAUCAAGAUUUUACAAAUCCAUAUGACCUGGGUUGUUGUACGAACUGUUCAGAAACACUUGGACCAAAGGCUUGUUGUCUUUGUUGGUUCAUUCCUAUUCCAAUUCGUCGACUAAAUGCUGGUAUUUAUUGGAGAAGGAAUGAUGCGGAAAAUCCUGAUCCAAAGUUCGAUUAUGGUGCUGAAGUUCCAAGAAGAAAAUAUAAGAUAUAUCAAGAUGGAGAUUCUUCUUCUGAUUCUCAUAAAGAAUAUUCAAGUUCAAGUGAUUCAGAUUCUAAUGAGAUGGUUGAAAGCAAUAAUGGAUUCAUGCAACUUCAGGAUAUCAAUACAACUCCAAAGAAAGCUGAAGAACCACCUAAAAGUCCCAUUCAAAAUCAAAUUAAUCAACAAAAUUCAGAAAAGUUGCAAAAUGAAUUCUAUUUACCAAAACCAGAUAACCAACAAAAUAAAACACCACAAAAGACACCAGAAACUCCACAAAAAUCUCUCGACCAAGAAUAUUAUAUUCCAAAAUCAGAUGAAAAGCCGAAGAUUGAAACACCGAAGCCAGAAAGGAAACAGAGUAUGAUUGGUGUUAAUGUUGACGAGCUUCUUGAUGAUACAGAAGGAACUCCAAGCCCAAGUAAAAAGAGACCUCAUAAAUCACCAAAAAUGAGAAGAUUUGAUCCAGAAAGAGAUUCAGGAAAGAAGGUUUAUAAGAAAGUUCAUGUUGCGCAUAAUGCAAAUGGAACUGUAAUCGUUUCUCCAAGAUCUUCUUCUGUACAAAGAAAAGGAAGUCCAUUGAAACAAAUGCCUUCGCCUCCUUCAUCACCAAAAUCACCAAAUAGGGCAAAUAGACUACCAUCACCUCCUACAAGCCCAAAAUCACCCGCGCGGAUUUAA